This is a messenger RNA of Saccoglossus kowalevskii, 3774 nucleotides long. Its product is annotated as methylenetetrahydrofolate reductase (NADPH). Gene Ontology annotation, cellular component: cytosol. Gene Ontology annotation, biological process: tetrahydrofolate interconversion. The record is from RefSeq and is a predicted model, not a curated record. Gene Ontology annotation, molecular function: methylenetetrahydrofolate reductase [NAD(P)H] activity; FAD binding. Lineage: Eukaryota; Metazoa; Hemichordata; Enteropneusta; Harrimaniidae.
AUUCAGACCAUCGUCGAGUGAGCUACGAUUCAAGAAAACAAACACCUGAAUAAGUCCUUAUUUAUACAGCGUGCAUGUAGUAGAGAUGAGUGUGCAUUCAUUCAAUGGGAAAAGUACCCCAGGUAGAUGCAGUUCUCAUGGAAGUAUAAGUGGUAUGGUUAGUGGAGAACUCACUCCUGAUAUUCCUCGUCCAGUUUCAAAAGGAUACACAAGACUGAUUGAUCGUAUACAGAAACGAAUCAAUUCAAAGGAGAAAUUUUUUUCGUUGGAGUUUUUUCCACCUAGGACAGCCAAUGGUGCAGUUAACCUGGUUUCAAGGUUUGAUCGUAUGGCCCUGGGUCAGCCCCUGUUUUGUGAUAUAACAUGGCACCCGGCUGGCAAUCCUGCUGGCAAUUCUCCAACCAGUUCUAUGAUGAUUGCAAGUGCUGCUCUCAACUAUUGCGGUUUAGACACUAUGCUGCAUAUUACAUGUGCUAACUUAAAUAAAGAACAAAUUACAAAAUAUUUGAUCAAAGCAAAGAAUCAAGGUAUCAGAAGUAUUCUUGCUCUGCGUGGAGACCCUAUAAAUGGUGAUGAGUGGCAGAAAUUGGAGAAUGGUUUCAACUAUGCUACUGAUCUAGUCAAACAUGUCCGAGAUGAGUUUGGUGAUUAUUUUGUCAUUGCUGUGGCAGGAUACCCACAAGGACAUCCUGAUGCUGAAAGUUACGAGGAUGAUAUCAGACAUUUGAAGGAAAAGGUGGAUGCAGGUGCAGACUUCAUAAUCACUCAGCUAUUCUUUGAUUCACAAACAUUUCUCAAGUUUGUUAAAGACUGUCGAGAUAUUGGUAUUGUAGUGCCUAUUAUUCCUGGAAUAUUUCCCAUUCAGGGAUAUCAUUCACUUCGACAACUUGUUAAACUGUCCAAAUUGACAGUACCCAAACAUAUUACUGAUGUAAUUGACCCCAUUAAAGAUGACGAUGCUGCCAUUAGAAAGUUUGGAGUUCAUAAUGCUAUCAAGAUAUGUCAAGAACUCUAUAAAAGUGGGGAAGUGUAUGGAAUUCAUAUCUAUACAUUAAACCGUGAGGUUGCCAGUAUUGAAAUUCUGAAAAGUCUUGGACUUUGGUGUGAGGAGCCUAGCAGGACAUUGCCAUGGAAAACUACUGCAAAUCAUUUACGUAAAAGUGAGGACGUUAGACCGAUCUUUUGGUCAAUACGACCAAAGAGUUAUGUUUAUAGGACCCAAGAUUGGGAUGAAUUUCCAAACGGUCGAUGGGGAGACUCUGCAUCUCCCGCUUUUGGAGAAUUACGGGAUUAUUAUCAGUUCUGUCUGAAACCUAAAACCCAGAAAAAUGACUUGUUAAGAAUGUGGGGUGAGGAACUUUCAUCUGAGGAAGAUGUUUGGCAUGUGUUCUCGUGUUAUUUAUCUGGAAAACCAAACAGUAAUGGUCACAAGGUGAACUAUCUUCCUUUCAACGAGGAAGAAGAUCUUGCACCGGAAACAUCAUACUUGAAAGAAAGACUAAUCAGAAUAAAUGAAAAAGGAGUUCUGACAAUCAAUUCUCAGCCUAGUGUAUGUGCUAAACCAUCCACUGAUCCUGUGGUCGGUUGGGGUGAUCCUGGUGGUUAUGUCUUCCAGAAAGCUUAUAUUGAGUUUUUUACAUCAAGGGAAAAUGUGAAAGCCUUGUUGGAAAUCUUGCCUGAUUAUCUUCCAAGAGUCAACUAUCACAUUAUAAAUGCAUCAGGUGUUGAUGAUGCAACAAAUUCAGAUAAACUGAAACCUAUCGCUGUUACCUGGGGUGUUUUCCCAGGUCGUGAAAUUGUACAACCAACUGUUGUUGAUCCUAUCAGCUUCUGGUACUGGAAGGAUGAGGCCUUCGGAAUCUGGAAAGAACAUUGGGGGAAUCUAUAUGCAGAUGAUUCCGAAUCCAGACAGAUCAUUGAUUCAAUUCAUGAUAAUUAUUAUCUUGUUAAUCUUGUGGAUAACAAUUUCCCUGAGGAAAACAUACUGUGGGAAGUUAUUGAUAAAAUGCUAGAGAGAAAAAUGAAGAGAGUUGCAUCUGAGGAUCAAACUCAUGAAAUUCAUGUCAAGAAACUGAAGUUGUUGGAAGACUCAGAAAUGAAAUUGGAGAUGCCAAUAAAUGGUGAUAAAGUUAGGGUGAAUGCUAUUGAGCUUUAAAGAAGAUUUUGAAAUUGAAGAAUUCUGCAUCCUAGAUCAUCUUUUUGCCAAUGAAAAUUGGUUGAAUACAAGUAGUGAUGGUCUUUGCAUUUUCACUCGCCAAUGAAAAUGUUGUCAAACCUUAUACAGCAUGUUGGCUGGCCACAAAACUCGGAAGUAAACAGACUCCACCAGCAAUCAUUCUUGAACUCAUUGGAAUGUUGAUUUUGUAGUUCCCAUGCCUACCUUUUCAGCUCUGCUGCAUCAAAGAUAACUGAGCACGCUGUUCAUAUAGGUGAUAGUCUAUCCACCAGUCUGUAAGUUUUCUGCUGGUCAACAAUUACACUUUAAGCUUUUCUUGAAAACUUCCCGUCAGAUUGAUGGUGUUGGUAUCUGAGGUAUACAUUAUUUUUGUGGGGGGAAUGGACUGUGCCAACAAUUGGAUAAGUCAUUUUUUUCCAACUGCAAGAACCAAAAUAAUUUCUUCAGAUAAGUUGCAUUUUGUCUUGGUUGUGUUUAUUUUCUUGUAGACACGGAACGCUUUCAAAAUCAGCAGCUUGUUACUGCAGCAAAACAGUCAUAAUCUAGUCCUGUAGACUUGUAUAAAAAGAGCUCUGUAACUGAAAAAUUAUGAAUAAGAUUAUAUAAAUUUUGGAGCAUUCUGAAUCAUCAACUCAAAUUCACCCCAUCCCCUUGUACAAAAAUGUACUUUUAACAGGUUGUUCAGCUGACAUUCUGACCAAUCGGAGAGCAGCUUUUUUUGUUUACAGGAUCUUUCAUCUAACCAAUUCUGUCUAGUUUGUAUGCUUUGACCUGAAUGUAUUUUCGCACAAGUUAUUUACACGUUUACUUUUUUUUUUUGGUAAAUGUCUACUUUUCACAUAAUUAGAUUUAUGAGUAUUAUAUUUUCACAUUGAUGUCCAAGCACGUGGAAUUGGUCAGGUGUCACUUUAUGAUCAGUUUAAUAUCCAAACAAAUAUAAUUUGAAUUUUUUCAUGACAGCAUAGACAGCCAUUUUGAAAAAAAAAGUUCCAGAUUAAUUGAGGUAUUCGGGGGAAAAUUCAAGGCAAUUUAUGCAAAUGUAAAACAAAAAUCUUUUGGUUGUAUUUUUCUGAUGUAAAAUUAUACAUUUAACACUCUUGUUUCAUUAUGAAAUUAAAAUUACAUUGAUGGGCACGACAUAGUACUAUUUGGAAUUUUUAAGCAUAUAAUCAGCUGUUACAAAAUUUGUCAAAAAAGGUAGUCGCGUUCAUUUUACAAAGUUGUGGAUUCUUGUAGUGCAAGUAUAAAUAUAUAAUAAUUUGGAAAUAUUUGCAUAAAGUCUUAUUUUGGAGUAUUUAAGCAUGCUGCUCUUCGUACCAUUAUUUUUAUUUGUUUUUUUUUACCAGACUUUUUGUGUAUAGUUUGUUUAAUGCAAUUCUUUCUCUGUGUGCAUGCUCGUAUAGUGUACAUAUGCGCUUUCUCAUUGUAAAAUGGAUUAGAUAAAUAGCUGAUUAUUUUUGAACAUUUGGGAAGUAUUUUAAUUUGUAUUUCUACAAGCAUUUCAUAAAUCAGAUAACUAUUGGUGAUGAAAAUUUGUUGUCACAGGAAAUACUACAUUGAAAAGUACAAUUGUCAGAUUCCAUUGAAUACAUUGUAUU